AUGGACGACGACGACGGUUUGCGGCUGGAACGGGAGCUUCAGGCAAUAUGGGACCUGCUGGCGUACCAGGACCAGCACGGACAAGAUCAGCAUGCGCUUCUUCUUCACGACGACCAUGCCGGAGACGCGCCCGGUUAUUCGGAAGAGGAAAGCGACGGCGAGUUUGAUGAGCUCUGGUUGUUACUCCCGCGGUUUCGCCCCCGAGGUUCGGCCCCGCAGCACUUCGUCGCCGCAGGGAGGACGGCCGGCUUAAUGCGGGUCGCCGCCGCCGACGCUCCACACCAAGAACAACAAGGAGGCGAGACGCACAUCCUCGUACACUACCGCUACACCCGCUUCUCGGCCGCACCGUCGUCUUCAGACGGCAGCGUGGAAGCGCGCGGCAGCACGAGGGAGCACCAGCUCCGGUUCAUCGCCGCCGCCGGCCACGGGGCCAGGUCGCUGGACUGGGCCGGCGCGUCGCUGGCGCACCUGAUAUACCCGGACGGCUCCAGCAAGCGGCUCCGAGAGCUGUGGACGAGCCUGGCGUCGCAGGUGAGCCUCCCGCCGGGCGCCGCGCGCGUCCAGGUGUUCGUCGACGUCGGCAUCCUCGGCAAGGCGAACAGCACGCAGGCGAGCAUGGACCAGAUGCGCGCCGCCUUGGAGGGCAUGAUGGAGAAGCCGUGGCCCAAGCGCUUCACCGGCAUGGAGCUCAACCUGCCGGAGCCGGUGCGGCGCGGGUGCGGCCAUGAUGAAGACGACAACGACGACGACACGGAUCGGGAACAGAGGCCGGCGAAGCGAAGGAAGGUGGUGGCCACCGACGACGAGGAGAGCUGCAGCGUCUGCUACGAGCUUCUCAAGGGCGACGACCUCGCGGCGUGGCCGGGAUGCGGCAAGCCCCACGUCUUACAUGGCGCCUGCAUGCAGGCCGUCCUCGAGAGCAACCCGUUGUGCCCUAUGUGCAGGCGCGAUCUAUACAUCAAGCCUAAAAAAAGGUCGACAACUAUAAUACACCUGAGGAUUUUGGAGAAUCACAGUUAA
Lolium rigidum is the source of this 1023-nucleotide messenger RNA. RefSeq lists its product as uncharacterized. Bases 1 to 1023 code for a protein of 340 amino acids. The transcript is spliced from 2 exons. NCBI's taxonomy places the organism in Eukaryota, Viridiplantae, Streptophyta, Magnoliopsida, Poales, Poaceae. The record is from RefSeq and is a predicted model, not a curated record.